This is a messenger RNA of Adelges cooleyi (spruce gall adelgid), 1731 nucleotides long. Its product is annotated as zinc finger protein 271-like. The transcript has a single exon. Gene Ontology annotation, molecular function: RNA polymerase II cis-regulatory region sequence-specific DNA binding; zinc ion binding; DNA-binding transcription factor activity. Lineage: Eukaryota; Metazoa; Arthropoda; Insecta; Hemiptera; Adelgidae. Gene Ontology annotation, biological process: DNA repair; regulation of transcription by RNA polymerase II. The coding region runs from base 39 to 1547 and encodes 502 amino acids. The record is from RefSeq and is a predicted model, not a curated record.
CUUUUUCAUCAAAAUACUAUCUAGUAACGCACAUACACAUGCAUACUGGCGAAAAUCCUUACAAAUGUGCUGUAUGCCUGAAAUCUUUUUCAUCAAAAUCCUAUCUGGUAAUGCACAUACGCAUGCAUACUGGAAAAAUGCCCUACAAAUGUGCUGUGUGCCUGAAAUCGUUUUCAGUAAAAUGUAAUCUGGUAGUACACGAACGCCUACAUACUGGCGAAAAGCCCUACAAAUGUAGUGUUUGCCUGAAAUCUUUUUCGAUCAAAUCCUAUCUAGUAAGACACGAAAGCACGCAUACUGGCGAAAGACCCUACAAAUGUGUUGUGUGCCUGAAAUCUUUUUCGAUAAAAUCCAAACUGGCCAUACACGAACGCACGCAUACUGGCGAGAAGCCAUACAAGUGUGACGUGUGUCUAAAGUAUUUUAGCCAAAAAUCUCACCUUACUGUACACAAACGUGUCCAUAUUUCUGAAGAGUGUAACGAGUGCAUAAAAUCCCCAAAAGACCACCUGGCUGGACACAAAUGUGUACACACCGAAAAAAGGACAUACAAAUGUGACGUGUGUCUCAAGGGUUUUACACAAAGUUUUUCCCUUACCCUUCACAGACGUAUCCAUAUAGGAGAAGAAUGUAAGAAGUGUUUAAAAUAUUUCACUCGAAAAGACUACCUGGCUGGACACAAAUGUGUACGUACCGAAAAAAAGCCAUACAAAUGUGACGUGUGUCUAAAGGAUUUUACACGAAAACUAGACCUUGCAGUACACAAAACGGUGCAUACUGGAGAUAAGCCCUACAAAUGUGUUGUAUGCUUGAAAUCUUUUUGGGAAAAACGUGAUCUAGUAAGACACGAACGCACGCACACCGGCGAGAAGCCAUACAAAUGUGACGUGUGCCUGAAAUCUUUUUCAUCAAAAUCCUAUCUGGUAACGCACAUACGCAUGCAUACUGGGAAAAUGCCCUACAAAUGUUUAGUGUGCCUGAAAUCUUUUUCGGUAAAAUCCCAUCUGGUAAUACACGAACGCAUACAUACUGACGAAAAACCGUACAAAUGUGUUGUGUGCCAGAAAUCUUUUUCGAUAAAAUGUAAUCUGGCAGCACACGAACGCCUGCAUACUGGCGAAAAGCCCUAUAAAUGUGUGGUUUGCCUGAAAACUUUUACCCGAAAAUACACUUUGGUAUCACACGCUCGCAUUCAUAGUGGCGAAAAACCCUACAAAUGUGACGUGUGUCCAAAGGAUUUUACACAAAAAUAUUGCCUCACAGUACAUAAACAAGUGCAUACUGGAGAAAAACGCUACAAUUGUGACGUAUGUUUCAAGCGUUUUACUAAUACAUACAAUCUUACGGUACACAAACGCACGCAUGCCACAGAAAAGUCAUACAAGUGUGUCAUGUGUCUGAAACCUAUUGCGGUGAAAUCCUACCUCGCUAAAAAACAUAAACAUGUAUAUUCUGGUAAUAAUCCUUGCGAAUGCGAGGUUUGUUUCAAGUGUUUUGCUCAAAAAUGUAACACAGCUCAACAAAAACCUAACCAUGUUGGAGAUUAGUCUAAUCUUUAUCAGUCAUCCGUCUUUACCUACAAUCUAAAUGUAAGAUUAUUUUGUCUAUGUGUUAUGCAUUACUUUAUACUUGUUGUAACAAAAAAUGAACCAUUUUAUAGACAUUUAGUUAAAAUAUAUUUUAGACAUUUAAUACUUUGUGUUGUACAUUUUUCUGAAUUUCUACAUUUUA